UAUCUGAGGGGCAGGGUCGCUGGUUUUUAUAAAAUAAUAUGUCCAAAAUGAAAAUGGAAAGUGAAAUCGAGCAAGUCAUGUCAUCAUCAGGGUGAACACCACAUCGCAUUGCAUCGGCUAGACAUCCGUCGCAUCAUAAACUACUAAAGAUGUUGUAUUUUCUAUUCUGCAUUGUUUGGGUUUGUCAUGGUGCUUGUGCAAAGUUUCCUGAUUGGUUAAUCUCAGACAUAAAGGUACCAACUACUUUAACAAAAACGAAUGAGGGAAACUUAAUCCUAACCAAUGGUUUGAUCAGUAGAGAGUUUUCCAUAUAUCCUGAUUUUACUACUGUGGAUUACUACAGUCACAAAGAACAGGCAUCAAUUUUACGUGCUCUUAACCCAGAAGCUGUGAUCGGUUUAGAUGGGGUUGUUUAUAAUGUAGGAUAUGUUAAAACAAAUAUAACUAGAGCCUACUUAAAUAGAACUGCCCUAAAAGAUGAUUUUAAAUAUGCUGAAAACAGCUAUCAUUUUGUUGGUUAUGAUACAGAAAAUCCAAAAGCCCCAUUUCCAUAUAAACCAAUGAGAGGAGCUCCACAAGACAUAACUUGGCCACCAAAAGGGUUGCGGUUGAAUGUUUAUUUUAGAGCUCCUGAUUCUGCACCAUAUGAUCACAGAAAUAUACAAGUUUGCAUUCAUUAUGAAAUGUAUGAUGGUUUGCCAGCAAUGUCAAAAUGGAUCAGUUUGUCAGUACUAAGAGAUGAAUCUUUGGGAAAAGUGGCAGCUUCAGUAUAUUCUGUUGAAAUUCUAUCAGUAAAUCAGCAAUGGUCCCAGCGCUCACCAUGGGAUGGUCCAUACAAUACAUACCAGUGGCUCUUUAUUGGUACUGACCAAGCCCAUGGGUCACAGGCAAACUGGAAAGCAGAACCAAAUGUUAAAAUUGCUGGUGCAUUCAUACCUUGGGUAAACGUCACUUACGAUGUCCACAGGGGUUAUGUUCCUUCUGUGAGACUACAAUCUAAUGGCCUGGAAACAUUCCAUGUUCAUGAAUUAGCACAUGGUGCAAGUGAUGAAACAAGAAGGGCUUUAGGUCGUCAUCGUUUAAUGCGUUUACUGGCUCCUCACGUACAGGAGAAUCCAAUAUAUUUCCACCUGACUCGAUCAGACUCUGUAUCUUUUCGGAAGACUGUUGAGCAACUUGCUGAAGUUGGAUUUGAAAUGGUGAUUUAUAGCUUCGGUUCAGGCUUUAACAUGGAGAGUGAUAACGACACCUACAUUGCUGGAAUAAAGGAGGAUAUUGAAUUUGCAAAUAAUCAUGGAAUUGAAGUUGGUGGUUACGAUCUCAUUGUGUUGGACCGAAACUUGGAGUAUAAAUAUAUGGCAAUUUCCCCAGACAAUAAAACAUUAGGUUCUGCUUGCAUGGCUUCCAAGUGGUAUGAUGUUAUAUCUGGAAAAAUAUUGAGUUUUAUUGACAAGACUGGAUUAUCAAUGGUGGAAACAGAUGGUCCUUAUGGAGGAGGAACAUGUGCAUCCGAACAACAUCCUUACCAUGAGAACUUAAAAGAUUCUCUGUAUAAACAAGAGAUGCUACAAGGAAAACUUUUUCUAGAAUUAAGAAAGAGAAAUAUAUUUAUCAAUCAACCGGACAGAUUUUUCUAUCAAGGAGGAAAUAAAGAAGGUUUGGGCUAUAAUGAAGUUCAAUUUUCAUUGCCAAGAUGGAUCGAUUUGAGCAUAAGCCGUCAAACAGUGUUUGACAGAAUCUACAAUUUACCUCCAACUGCUGCUUGGAUGUUCUUGCCUUUAACAAUUUAUCAUGGUGGUGGUGAUGCAGCUCAGUUUGAGCCACUCUCCAAACAUUUGACAGAAUACAGCUUUGGCUUGGCACAGUAUUUGGGUGCUGGCGUAGCUGCUUGUUAUCGUGGAUACCGCAUAUUUGAUACUGAAGAAACAAAAGAAAUGGUAAAGAAUUGGGUAACAUUUUAUAAGAAGUAUCGUGAUAUUUUAACUAGUGACAUUGUUCGUGUUCGACGACCCGACAUGCAGUCUAUUGACUCUUACAUGCAUGUGAACUAUAAGCUAGAAAAUAAAGGUCUUGCUAUGGUAUUCAACCCAACACUUAAACACAUACAAAUGAAUCUCACGCUACCAUUAUAUUAUACUGGAAUUAAGAAAAUUGCGUCCAUCUCACAGGAGGAAUAUGGCUUUAAAGAAUAUCCUCUUGAUAUGGGCUGGGAGGUUGAAGUGUUUGUAGAUAUCCAACCACAGAGUGUCAUGUGGCUGUUGGUUAAAGAUGGUGAUGCUUAGCACUAUUUUUUUUGAAAUUAGGAAUAAAUAAUUAUUUAAGAUGCAAUAAGCCUUUUUUUAAUUUAUAAGGCACAGUUAUUCUUUUUUAGGAAGUCAAUCAGAAGAAAAUGUGUGAGUCUACAUGUGUUUUAAAUUUUACUUUUUUUUACCUAUCAGAGAAACCCAAAGAUUCCCAUGCUUUACUUUCAACAGAAUUGUUAAUACAAAAGGUUUGCCACUGACUUGCAAUUUUAUUUGUUUUAUGACACUAGUUUCUGUACUUUUUGCUAUAUUUAAUGUUUUGUUUCGCUUUUUGUUUUUGUAAUAUUUUUAUAUUUUUUGUAAUUGGAUAUAUUUCAUAAAAAUUAUGUUUUUGUGCAUGGAAAAUAUU
Molecule: messenger RNA, 2652 nt
Organism: Hydractinia symbiolongicarpus
Lineage: Eukaryota; Metazoa; Cnidaria; Hydrozoa; Anthoathecata; Hydractiniidae
Exons: 5
Coding region: 150-2282 (710 amino acids)
Source: RefSeq, a predicted model, not a curated record